Molecule: messenger RNA, 2722 nt
Organism: Radiomyces spectabilis
Lineage: Eukaryota; Fungi; Mucoromycota; Mucoromycetes; Mucorales; Radiomycetaceae
Exons: 2
Coding region: 176-2356 (726 amino acids)
Biological process (GO): negative regulation of MAPK cascade; protein dephosphorylation
Cellular component (GO): cytoplasm
Molecular function (GO): MAP kinase tyrosine/serine/threonine phosphatase activity; protein tyrosine/threonine phosphatase activity
Source: RefSeq, a predicted model, not a curated record
CGAAACCGGGGGAAUUCUAUUAACAUCUGUCAGGAGAAGAGGGCUUGUUUUGGGUUUCGCCUCAGCCUCUCUCUAACAGUUUGUCGUUUUUUUGAUCUUUGUACCAUCGUUGGGCUCCACCACCCACAUACCAAAAUCCUCAACACCACAUUUCAUCCCCAGUUACUUCUUACCGAUGCCUUCACAACUCGACGACAUGUCCGCACCCAAGUCUGCCGGUUCCGCUUUGGAUCUUCUCUCCACCAGGUUACCGUCCCAAAUGACCCUCGACGAUCCUUCCCGUCGGAUAACACCCAAUGCUCCACUGCGCUCCGCACCACCCACAGCCAAUACCGCUCAUUCGCUCUUCAGGUAUCCUCCCAAUGACGAGGACCAUGCUGUACCAGAUACCGCCAGUGACCAUCAUCACCCUCACGCACGACCACCACUGUCGACUGCGUCAAAAUCACACAGCGUCAAUAGUUCACCGAGCAUUGUUCAGCAUGCAACGACCAAUGCGUCGCCUUCACCACCACAACCCGUGAGAACACGACUCCAUAACAAAGUCAAGAAAAACCUGUGUUCGCCCGUGUCGCCACGCAAUGCAUCCUCAUCACUGUCCAAUGAUACCAAGGUCAACGGUGGCACCAAGGUGAAUCCGGUGCACAAAUUGGCCAAGAAAGUGUCAGAGACGCUGAGUCCCGUCCAUACGAACCCUCACGGUCACGCUUCCAGUGGUGCCAUGAAUAAAGCGAUCAAAAAUGCGACGUGCGUCACCGUAGAAGAGCUGGGAAGAAUGCUUCAACACGCGAGCACCGCACCACUGUUGAUCGAUAUGCGCGAUUUAGCCGAGUUUGAAAAAGCACGGAUUUCCCAUUCCAUCAAUGUAAAUCUACCUUCGCUCCUGAUCAAACGGUAUCGACGAGGCACCAUCUCGCAUUUCAAUUUGGAAAGCUUUAUUACCACACCAGAGGGAGUCGAUUACUACUUGCGAUGGAUGGACCAACACGGCUCGCAAACCUCGGUUCAGAAAGUGAUGGUGUACGACCAUGCCAUGUCAGAACAGGAUACAUCAUCCGAUGCGUGGACACUGAUUGGUGUGUUGGAUAAAUCGUUUUCGGACACGAAACAGAACUUGCGUGUAUGCUGGCUUCAGGAUGGGUUCAAAAAGUUCCAAGAGUGGCCACAUGCCGACGAGCUGAUGGUCGGCACCUUAUACCACCGAUUAGAUACCCCAUUCCAAAAUCUUUCAGAUACCCACAGCCCGGACUGGAUGGAAAGCGAUCUCACCAAGACCCCCGCCCCUGUACGCUCUCUCAGUCGUGGUACCCAACUGUCCAUGCCUACCCCGAUGCUAUCACGCAGUGCCACCACCGCAUCCAUUCCUUCCAUCAAAACAGGCACCAACGUCCAACGUCGGGCCAGUCUAUUUACAUUGGAUACCAGCAAUGUCCGGAAAAACAAGUACUUUUCAGGCUCUCAACGUCGGAACGAUGUAAAGUCGAAAUUAGGUACCGUCAAACCGGAUAAAGCCGGGCUACUAAGUAUUCCAGAAGGAACCGAUCGAACGCAAGGAUCGUCGAACUCAUCUUUGCCAUCGCCGCAUCCGUUGGCCAAAACGCAUGAUGUACCUGCCACACCCAUCGAUCCACCCUCAUCUCACAUACCAAGCACACCGAUGCCGGAAGAAGUUACCCCCGCCACCGAAAAUGAAUAUGCGUUUAUCAUCUCUGAGAUUGUUCCCGGCUUUCUAUACCUUGGACCUGAAAUCGCGACGACCGAUCAAUUGAAAGCGUUGAAAUUGCGAUCCAUUCGACGGAUCCUGAACAUGGCAGAGGAAUGCGAUGACGACGUUCCCGGGCUCAAAGAAGCGUUUAAAUACACAAAAGUAUCCGCACGCGACACCGUGGAAAUGCGCAAUGUAUACGAAACUCUGCAUACAGCCGUGCGAGUCAUUGAGGAUGCAAAAGGGGCCCAUGAGCCGAUUUACGUGCAUUGCAAGGCGGGAAAAUCGCGAUCGGUGGCGGUGAUUUUGGCGUAUUUGAUCUUGGUGGAAAAAUGGACGUUGAAGCGUGCGUACCGACAUAUUAUCAAAUCGCGGCCAAACGCAUCGCCUAAUAUUGGAUUUGUGGUGGAAUUGAUGAAAUUGGAAGAAAGUGUUCAUGGACAAGUGAGCAACUUUGCAGGAUCGGAUUGGCAUAUCAUUGAUCUAUCCAAUCCACCGAGUCCCGAUUCACAGCGCGAAAUCCGAAAGCUACAGACGGCGUGGAAAAAGGGAUCCUCAUCCACCGCCACCACCAGCUCUUCUCCAAAAACCAGUCCGUGGUUACGUCCCCAGACCGAGAAAAAGUCAUCGGAUGCUCUCCCAGAUAGUUGAAGCCAAUCGCUUUCAUAACUCUUGAUCUCCUUUAUGCGAUUGUUCCGACCAUCCUAUUCCCAUCCACAAUUUCCUUCAUUGCUUUGUUUUGUUACCCUUACUAUUACUAUUUAUUCACCCUUUCCUUCUUGUAUCAUUCCUUUAUUUCCAAGAUUACUGCUCCCAAAUGUGUGUUCCAUGAUCCGUAUCAGCGCCUAUUGUGAUGGAUACUAUAUCAUUCCCCAUCCACAGGCACACCUUUCUGUAAUAGAUAUUAUCCAUUUAUCACGGCCGAUCCAGCUUGUCAAAUCGCGUUACACACAAAUUUAGACUAAAUUGUUUUCAACGGUUGUUUUCUGGAAUAGCACUGUAGUUCAUUCGCCAAGC